AUGCCUGAUCCUUCCAAAUCAGAUACUAUAAAUUAUAUUAAGUCUAUGAAAAUUGAAAUAAAGUCAUUGUCAGCACGAAUAAAUUAUCUUACACGUUUUGUGGUUCAACAGAAGCGUCAGUUAGACUCUGCGUUGAAAAAGAUUUCAUCUCUGGAGCAGUCUUCUAAAUACCCCUUGAAUCGAUCAAUUGGUGUAUCUCACUCACCUCAAUCUACACGUUCUGUAGGAUGUCAAAUUUCUCCAGGAACAAACCCUCUUGUUUCUCUCUCUCCUGAUGUGAAUGAAUUAUCUUCAAAUAGUGAAUCAUUUGAAGGCUUGAAUAAAUGCCUUCAACCGUCCAAUAGUGUAAACCUACCAAGGUGCUGUACACCUCAGAAGAAACCCAGUCCGUUUGAAUCACCUUCAACUCAAAAUGGAUCUGUAAUUUCGCUAAAAAAGAAAAAAAGACGUUCUUCAGUUAUUCCAACUGAGUUACGUAAAACAAAAAAAAAUAUUCUAUCCUCAUAUCAAUUUUCAAAGACUCCUGAACGAAAUGUACAUUGUUCUAAAGAGAGACAUGUUCAAGGAAGCUCACAAAAGCAUUCAAUCAAAUAA
Schistosoma turkestanicum is the source of this 594-nucleotide messenger RNA. Lineage: Eukaryota; Metazoa; Platyhelminthes; Trematoda; Strigeidida; Schistosomatidae. The record is from the annotation of a GenBank genome assembly.